GAAAGCCACUUGUGGCUCGGGACUGACCCACCGUUCUCAGUUCGAAAGUACCAGGGGUCGUAGGCAAUGAAUUUCCAGUCUCAUUUCGGGAAGGCGUACGCUUUGGCCAAGUCCCUUGGGAGGAGUUCUCCGUUCGAAGACUCCACAUCGAAUCAUAUGCUAAGGUCACCUUUUCUUCGCAAAUAAUCUUCCCCUGGUGCUAGCUGGCGAGCACUUUAGGCCCUGGUGCUUCUAUUUAGGUCGUAUUGCGGACAGAAAGAACACGAACUCCGUCGUCCCAGCUUUCCCGUGCGCUCGACCCCUCGAUUACCCGACCGCCAGAGCCCUCCCGCGUCCAACAGUUAACUAUACCACCCUCCCGCCCUUACGCCUAACACGGUUUCCACGGAAAAGAUCGCACUCCUACGUCACUAGGCAGUGAGAUCUGUUUGAUGCUGUGAACCGCCACUACAGUCAUUGAGAAACGCUGGGGGAUGGUUUUAGAGCCACUCGCGGCGCCGCGGAAUUUGUUCAAAGGAGGAGGAGGUUCACACGUCGAGGGGCUCGCAUAGCUUCCACAAUACCGCCAAGAUGGCUUCCACCGCCGCCGGCUUCCUUGGUCGCUCGAGUAGCAGCAACUCAAACAUGCGCGGACUGGUUCAGUUCAUUGCCGACUUGAGGAAUGCAAGGGCUCGCGAGCUGGAAGAGAAGCGGAUCAACAAAGAACUGGCAAACAUCAGGCAAAAAUUCAAAGAUGGAAAUCUCAACGGUUACCACAGGAAGAAAUAUGUUUGCAAGCUCCUCUAUAUCUAUAUUCUUGGCUGGAACGUCGACUUUGGCCACCUGGAGGCUGUCAACCUUAUAUCGGCCAACAAGUACUCGGAAAAGCAGAUUGGAUACCUCGCAAUGACUUUAUUCCUUCACGAGAAACACGAGCUACUCCAUCUGGUCGUCAACAGCAUACGGAAAGAUCUACUCGAUCACAAUGAGCUCUUCAACUGCUUGGCACUGCAUGCCAUUGCGAAUGUUGGUGGAAGAGAGAUGGGUGAGGCAUUGAGCAGCGAAGUACACAGGCUGUUAAUAUCACCGACAUCCAAAGCGUUUGUCAAAAAGAAAGCAGCUUUGACGCUCCUGAGGCUGUACCGCAAGCAUCCAGAUAUUGUGCAACCUCAAUGGGCCGAAAGGAUAAUAUCACUGAUGGAUGAUGUUGAUCUGGGCGUGGCACUUUCUGUGACAUCUUUGGUCGCCGCCCUUGCUCAAGACAAUCCUGAUCAGUACAAGGGAGCCUAUGUCAAGGCAGCUUCAAGACUGAAGAGGCUUGUCAUAGAUGGCGACUAUAAUGGCGAUUAUCUCUACUACAAGGUUCCCUGUCCAUGGAUUCAAGUCAAACUGCUGAGGUUACUUCAGUACUUCCCACCAUCAGAGGAUAGCCAUGUACGAGACCUCAUUCGGGAGUCUUUGCAAAAGAUCCUGAAUCUCGCUUUAGAAAGUUCCAAGAACGUCCAACAAAACAAUGCCCAAAACGCAGUCCUUUUCGAGGCCAUCAAUCUUAUCAUCCACCUUGAUACGGAGCAAGCUCUCAUGAAGCAAAUCUCAUCGAGGCUGGGGAGAUUCAUCCAGUCAAGAGAGACAAAUGUUCGUUAUCUUGGCUUGGAGGCCAUGACGCACUUGGCGGCUCGUGCCGAAACUCUCGAUCCAAUCAAACAGCAUCAAGACGUUAUUCUGGGCUCUUUGAAGGACCGCGAUAUCAGUGUGAGGAGAAAGGGUCUAGACCUUCUCUACAGCAUGUGCGAUUCGACAAACGCGCAGAUAAUAGUGGGAGAGCUACUUCACUAUCUGCAAAACGCGGACUUUGCCAUUCGGGAAGAAAUGGUAUUGAAGAUUGCAAUCUUGACCGAGAAACACGCCACAGACGUUCAGUGGUACGUUAACAUCUCACUGCGGCUGAUAGCAAUGGCUGGCGACCACGUCAGUGACGAGGUUUGGCAGCGUGUGAUCCAAAUUGUUACAAACAACGAAGAGCUCCAAGUAUACGCAUCGCAGACGUCACUGCAAUAUCUCCGACAGGACCACUGUCAUGAGACGCUUGUCAAGAUUGGGACAUAUAUCCUGGGCGAAUUUGGACAUCUCAUUGCCGAAGAACCUGGGUGCAGCCCCAUCGAGCAGUUUAUGGCCUUGGAAACAAAGCUGCACGCAUGCUCUUCUAGCACAAGAGCAAUGAUUCUGUCUUGCUUUGUCAAGUUUGUGAAUCUCUUCCCGGAGAUCAAGCCGCAGUUGACACAUGUCUUUGAUAUUUACAGCCACACACUUGACUCGGAGCUUCAGCAAAGGGCCUGUGAAUACCUCGCUUUGACGAGACUGCCAACUGAUGACCUACUCCGGACGGUCUGUGAUGAAAUGCCGCCUUUCCCAGAACGCCAAUCUGCUUUGCUGUCGCGACUACACCAGAAACACGCAAAUACUAGCGACAAGCGGACCUGGGUUGUCGGCGGCAAGGAUGCUAACGCAGAUGCCACAGAAUUAAGCAUGGCUAAAAAUCCCGGUUUGAGGAGGACUUUCACAAGCGCAUCAGCCAAUGGAAAUGGACAGGCCAACGGCGGAUCUAAUGGGCAGCCCAACGGAUCCUCAGACCUUCUUUCAGGUCUGGACAUGACAAAGACCACGCAGGCGACAAAGACACCCAAUCUCGCCAGCGCAGCACACCUGUCGCCCGGCUGGCAGAAGGGAUUCAACAAGCUCAUGCUCCGGCCGGACGGUGUGCUAUUCGAGGAUGGCCAGAUACAGGUCGGUGUUCGAUCCGAGUACAGGGGUGAGAUGGCGUGUCUCAUUCUUUACUUCAUGAACAAGACGCCGGCACUUGUGAGCUCCUUCACCACCACGCUCGAUCUGGACGAGAGUGAGAAAGAAAAUCUGUCGAUUGAUGUCAAAGGCUUGCCGGAUAGCAAUCUCAGUCACCAAGGCCAGUCACAGCAAGUCGUCAUGUUCCAAGCCAAGAGGGCAUUCGAGAAGAGCCCAACGAUUCGCAUCAGCUAUUUAGCAGGUGCACUCCAGGCCAUCACACUGAAGUUGCCUGUCGCUCUGCACAAGUUUAUGGAGCCGGCAGACUUGUCAGCUGAAGACUUCUUUAAGAGGUGGAAGCAGAUCGGAGGAGCCCCAAGAGAAGCACAACAGAUUGUCAAUCUCACGAGCACCAGCAGGGACCGUGAACUCACAGAGCCAUUCGUCCGCAAGGUCCUCGAGGGGUUUAGAUGGGGCAUUCUCCGCGGUGUUGACCCUAAUCAGAAGAACUUUGUCGGUGCCAGCGUGCUCCACACUACAGAUGGCGGCAAAUAUGGUUGCUUGCUGAGACUCGAACCCAAUUAUCAAUCACAGAUGGUUCGUGUUACAAUUCGGGCUACCGACGAGAGCGUACCAUCAGUGCUUCUCAAGCUCAUGGAGGAGCAGCUGUCCCAAGGUGUUUCUACAGUCCCUGAGGAACAUUCUGGGCCGAGAGCGUAUGAAAUCUCGGCGGCUUUUAGCAAUAUUAUGGUGAUGUCUGAUGCAGACAGGCUGCCGACAUAGGUUUCUGGGGGUAUUGUAUGUUGCAGUUCUCUGCCUUGGGCCUUGCGGCCAGAGCAUAACAAAGUCGCUAUAAUGUAUAAAGAUGCUCCUUCGUCAUACUGCUCUUGAAAUGGUGGUGGUUGAGUGGGUUUUCGAUCAAGCACACCAACAGAUGCGCCUUGUCCUGGUACUUUUUAUAAAGUUACAUAUUUUAAAAAUGC
Pyricularia grisea is the source of this 3740-nucleotide messenger RNA. RefSeq lists its product as uncharacterized. Gene Ontology annotation, molecular function: clathrin-cargo adaptor activity. The record is from RefSeq and is a predicted model, not a curated record. Gene Ontology annotation, cellular component: membrane coat; AP-2 adaptor complex. The transcript is spliced from 8 exons. Bases 571 to 3540 code for a protein of 989 amino acids. Lineage: Eukaryota; Fungi; Ascomycota; Sordariomycetes; Magnaporthales; Pyriculariaceae. Gene Ontology annotation, biological process: clathrin-dependent endocytosis; intracellular protein transport.